This is a messenger RNA of Calypte anna (Anna's hummingbird), 1965 nucleotides long. It is a transcript of the gene FAM169A, whose product is annotated as family with sequence similarity 169 member A. The record is from RefSeq and is a predicted model, not a curated record. The transcript is spliced from 12 exons. Lineage: Eukaryota; Metazoa; Chordata; Aves; Apodiformes; Trochilidae. Bases 1 to 1965 code for a protein of 654 amino acids.
AUGCCAUUCCCUGUGGAUAUUUUGACCAGCAGCAGUCAUGAGGACUUGAGAAGAUCAUCAGAAGAGUACAUGUCUAAACUUAUGAGUCAGAAUCCAUAUCAGCCUCAAUUCUUGUCUCUGCCAGGCCAUGGCAAAAUUCCUAUCAGCUUGUCAACGGUGGGCUACCUUCCCCUAUAUGGUGAAGACCAGACACACAAAAUUCUUGGGUUGUUUGCACCACCCGAUUGUCUCACAGCUGUAGCCCUGUAUCUUGCUGACCAGUGGUGGUCAUCUGAUGACAUUGUGAGAACAUCUGCCCCUGAUAGACAGGGCUUUCAUCAGGUGAAGUCUGUUGGAGAGAGGGUUGUACUCUAUGUUCUGAAUCGAAUUAUUUAUCGGAAGCAAGAAAUGGAAGAAGAUGAGGUCCCUUUUCUCUGUCAUCGUAGCAAUGACUAUGCUAAGAUCUUGUGGAAAAAAGGAGAGGCCAUUGGGUUCUAUUCUGUUAAACUUAAAGGAAGUGCUUUUAACUCAAAUGGUGAUAAGAAAUAUGGGCUGUCGGUGCUAGACACAGUAUUUGUAAGAAAGAAACAUCGUGGGAAGGACUCUCUGCUAACAAUUUUGGAAGACUUUGUGGAUUCCUUCAAUGAGAAAUCUCUUGGCCUACGAUACCCACUGUCACCCUUGUUGUACACAGCUUGUAAGCAAUAUCUUGAGAAGUAUCCUAAUGAUAAGUCACUCUUAUGGGAAGUGGAGGGAGUAGGAAAGUGGUUCCAGAGAGUAUCUAUUAAGAAGAAGAUAGAAAGAGAAACUCUCAGAAUUGCAGAAGAAAAGACAUUGCAGAAAGAAACUGAGACUAAGGCUUAUUUUCAGGAGGCCUCAUUAUGGGCAGGUGAACAGAAGACUGAUCUAGAAACACAGCUAAAUACAGAUUCUCUACAAGUUAAAGAACCAAUAGAAGUCCAUGCAAGCACACCUCAAGUUCCUGGUUUUGUUUGGACACAAAGCAGCCAGCAAAAAUGUCCCAGAACAGGAAAACGUAGACAGGAAUCUGAACCUGGAACUUCCCAAGGAAAUGUCGAAAAUGCUCUCCUGGUGUCAGAAAGCAGGCUGGAACUUCCUGCCCACACACCUGAAGACUCUGAAGACUUAGUAGAAAAAUCCACGGACGAUAGUUCUGAGGACGCUGACAGAAUGGUUGUUGAAAAUAAGGUCCAGUCUGCGUCAGCAGCAGGGCUACAUUUAUUACCCACUGAGAAAAAAAGUGAGAAGGAGGAAACACCAUCAGAACCUCUUAAUGGUGAGGUAACAGAAGAAACUGGUAAGACCUCACAUGUGUCUGAAGAGAAGACAGUAAAUGAAGUUCAAAGUGGUGAACCAGAAGUGCACUCUGAGAAUCAAGGAGAAGAAUCGGUGGUGGACUGUGUUCCAGUAAUCCUUGAGUCUUCAGCAAAACCUUCAGAUGACACGUUACCAGAGAAGGACUUAAAUGAAAAUGAUUCAGAAGUGCUGGCUGAAGAAAGUACAAUACUAUUGAUACAGGACAGUGGCGAACAGCAAGAGUCUGAAAAGACCACCACUGAAAAUGCAUCUGCUUCAGCCUCAAAAGAGGAGUCCUCUGACAAUGGUUUGCCCAGAUCUGUAGUAAUUGAAGCAAUGGAAGAAUCUUCUUCUGAAAAUGGUUUGGAAGAUCCAAAUGAAGCAGGGCAUGGCCAGCUGACUGAUAGGUCUGUGCUAAUUGUUGAAGUCGAGGGUGUUUCCUUUCAGCAGUCUGCUGGACAGGAAGGACAGAAGAACGAGCUGGAAGAGCAUUCAGAAGCACCUGUUGAGCAGGCAGAACCGUCCACGCAGACAGCAAUGGAGCAGCAAGCUGCUGACAGCAGCUCAGAGGAAGCAGAAAUUGAGGUACCUGUGGUAGAUCGCAGACCCUAUCGAAGAAGGGCCAGAGGCUACAAAGGUCCACCCAGGAAAAAAGGAAAGCCAGCUUAA